Cimex lectularius (bed bug) is the source of this 3013-nucleotide messenger RNA. RefSeq names its product GPI ethanolamine phosphate transferase 1-like. Bases 198 to 2996 code for a protein of 932 amino acids. The transcript has a single exon. Gene Ontology annotation, molecular function: mannose-ethanolamine phosphotransferase activity. Lineage: Eukaryota; Metazoa; Arthropoda; Insecta; Hemiptera; Cimicidae. Gene Ontology annotation, cellular component: endoplasmic reticulum membrane. The record is from RefSeq and is a predicted model, not a curated record. Gene Ontology annotation, biological process: GPI anchor biosynthetic process.
GCAACGAGAACAGUCUCGAAGGCUUUUGUGGAACAGAAAUUCUUAGCAAAUGCCAGUAUGAUGAAUCAAACCAAAAUGAAAACUUAUUUUGAAAUUAUUAAUUUUGCGACCAAAACACAUGUUUAUGCACAUUUGAUUUACAUUAGUUUAGUCAUAUUGUACGAAACAUUAGCGGGUAGAUUGUCCUUUCCAAAAAAAUGAUGAUUUUAAUUUUUUCAGUGUUUAUUAAUCUUCUGUUUUGCUAUUCCGUUUUCGAUGUUCACUAUAUGUCUUUCGACUUGACCGAGAAUGUGGGAUGCAACAAGAGGUUGAACGCCAGUUCGAAGAGGGUCGUCUUGAUUUUGACAGACGGCCUCAGUGCCCAACUCCUUUACAACGUCACUGCGCAAAAUUGGACGAGACCUUCUUUCCUUCGAAAGAUCGUGGAAGGAGCCGGCACAUGGGGAGUAUCCGAAGCGCACAUCCCUUCUAUUUCCAAGCCGGCUUUGUACGCCAUCACAUCCGGCAACGACUUCGACUCUUGGAGGGCGCAUUGGACUCACGCCAAAAUGGCAGACGUCAAAGUCGACAUGAUUUUCAACCACGCCAACCAGGUUUUCUUCAGCGGGGAUCCGGAGGUCACCAGAUUCUUCGACCCCGAUACCACCAAACGGUGGCACGUUAAGGUCUGGGACACUCAAUUCGAGGAGAGGUUAUUCGACGACUACCAUAGAUUGGACGAUUUCGCCUGCCAAGGAGUUCAUGAUUUCUUCGCCAAUGAAAAUCUCAAUGUGACCUUGCGCAGUGACAAAACGAUUUUUGUCAUCUAUCUCGACGGUUCGGACAGCUGCGGUCACUUUUUUCUUCCCUUCUCCCAGAAUUGCAUCGAUGUUGUCAAGAACAUGGAUAGAAACAUCGAAAUGGUUGACGAGGCGUUCAAAAAGUUCUACGGCGAUAACGAAACCACUUUUAUCCUGACUUCGGAUCACGGUAUGUCACAGUCUGGAUACCACGGUAGCGGAGAAGACAUGCAGAUCAAAACGCCCAUCAUGGCUUGGGGAAAAGGAGUCAAGCGAGGCGGUGGGCUCAAGCAGCCGAAAAACGCGAUUACCGAAGUUUGGAAAGCGGACAAUCUUUCUUUCGUCAAUAUCAAACAAGUCGACAUAGCUUCCCUCAUAUCGGUGUUUCUCGGGAACCCGGCUCCGACCCAUUCCUGCGGCCUGCUUCCUGUAGAAAUGGUAGACCUCGACGACGAGACCGUAAUCGACAGCUUGUACUGUAACGAAAAACAAAUCUGGAACAUGAUUUUGGAACAAGCGAAAUCCACCGGCGAUUUCGAAUUGCUCGAGAGUCCCACGAAUUCCGGUUUAAACCUCACGGAAACAAGACAAAAAUUGAACCAAUCGGUUGCCGAAAAGAUCAAGUCCGAAACCGUCCGUCUGGCCAACCUCCUUCACAAAAUUUACAGAAGACAACUAUCACAUUUCCGUAGUUAUUACAAAAACGAAAUGUUGUGGAUAAUGUCAUUCAUCUACGUUGGAUGGGGACUCCUGUUAUUCGAAAGGUGUUUAAUUGCGAUGAAAGUCGGAACGGAAGAUCUGUCGAGUUGUACCACUGAAAAAAAUAUCCUACACGACAUGGUUAGAUUUAUCGGUGAAAGCUGUACUGGGUUGAUGUUGAUAGUCGAUUUGUUUUUCUUGAUGUUUAUCAUCGGUUUUAUUCUAGUAUCGCACAGAGUGAAUUGGCCCGUAUACUUCAAUAUCUACGCAGCUACAAUCGCGAUUAUCUGGUGGCUGGUAAUCAAGCACAUACGCGCCUUACGAGACCUUUGCUUACUCAAAGGUAUUAACGUUCAUAACGCGAUUUGGGCUCUGGUCACGAGCGUUUGCACAAUCGCAGUCGUCACUGGAGUAAAUGUGCCAUACAUGAGGCAGGCGGGCUUUAUUUUGAUAUCCGUCAUUAUUUGUUACUUGACGAGAGAAAAGGCCGAGAUGGUCAUACACGCAGCGUGGUUUGUGACAUCAUCGCUACUCAUAUUUUUCAUGGAUUCACCUGUCAUAGACCUUCCCCCAGACAAUAAUUUGAUAAAACUGGGAGGAAUCACGUGGAUUUUCAUAGCCUGCUUGCAUAUAUAUUACUAUAGAAAAAUUAAUAGAGAUUUCUUCGUGACGAUCGCUCUGCUCCUCACUUUGGCCGUGGCUCAAUGGAAUGUUAUUUCGAUUUACGAACAGAAAAACGAAGAGGAACUGUUUUCCGAUAAGGUCCAACAUGUCACAUGGUCGUGGAUGAUUUUGUACUCCGCUCCUUUUAUGGCGUUUAAUUCUGUCAACGGGUUCAUCCGGUUCCUGCACGUCUGCUACGCCAUGGCGUCUACCUUCAUCCUCAUGAGCGUACGCCACGAAGCGGCCGGCUUGGCCGCGUUCUGCGCCAAUCUGCUAGCCUGGUUUUGCCUGGAGACCAGGAAAUCGUCCAAAAGCUUAGAGACUCCCGCAGGAGAAAACGAAAACGGUCUGGUCAGGGACGACCUGAGAAGGGGUUUCAUGCUGUUGACGUACACCUGGAUCGGUUACUACGCUAUCGGAAAUGUAGACAAUCCGUUUUCCUACAACAUAUACUGGACAGACUGCUUCCUACUAUCGUUCAAAAGACUUGAAACCACCCUGUUGAUCAUUUACAAAACGCUAAUACCUUUGAUCGUUCUAUGCGUCUUGUUCUCGACCAUGUACAUGCACUUAGGGCUCAGCCUUCGGUCGACUAUUGAGUGGUACCUGUUUUUAAACAACUUCGUCGCCUUCUACUUCUUCCAUUGCACAAAAAGCGAAGGAUACGGCUACACGAUGGUAGGUCGCAGCUUCUUUCACCACGCCUUUUCCGCACUCGUACCAGCUUUGGUCGUCCUCCUCCUUCCUUUCGUCGACAUUUUACUCAAAUUCAGCUUUAUCGGUUGUUUCGCCGCUGUUUGCAAGAGAGCAAAGGAAGAAAUUUUGACCAGAUUAAAAAUUAAACAAGUAAAAUGAAAAAUUACCUAAAAAAA